Messenger RNA from Phycodurus eques (leafy seadragon), 1922 nucleotides. It is a transcript of the gene gnai1, whose product is annotated as guanine nucleotide binding protein (G protein), alpha inhibiting activity polypeptide 1. Gene Ontology annotation, cellular component: heterotrimeric G-protein complex. Gene Ontology annotation, biological process: adenylate cyclase-modulating G protein-coupled receptor signaling pathway. The transcript has 10 exons. Lineage: Eukaryota; Metazoa; Chordata; Actinopteri; Syngnathiformes; Syngnathidae. The coding region runs from base 228 to 1292 and encodes 354 amino acids. Gene Ontology annotation, molecular function: G-protein beta/gamma-subunit complex binding; G protein-coupled serotonin receptor binding; GTPase activity. The record is from RefSeq and is a predicted model, not a curated record.
CGCACGCAUUUCAACUGCCGCCGCCGCCACGGAUGGAGCCGAGGGUCGAGAGGGAGAGGCACCACCGAGGAUUUGCCAGCCCGUCAAAUUAGCGCCCAUCUCGGCUACGACCUGCCCGCCACCUCGGCGCUGUGAACGGUAGAAAAGGCGUGUGUGAGCUGGCAGAGUUGGGAGAUCAUUUUAACCGUUUCAUGCGGGUCCAGUGAAGCCAUUUUAGCCGGUCGAGGAUGGGCUGCACGCUGAGCACGGAGGACAAGGCGGCGGUGGAGCGGAGCAAAAUGAUCGACAGGAACCUGAGGGACGACGGCGAGAAGGCGGCCCGCGAGGUCAAGCUGCUGCUGCUCGGUGCCGGCGAGUCGGGCAAGAGCACCAUCGUCAAGCAGAUGAAGAUCAUCCACGAGGCGGGCUACUCGGAAGAGGAGUGCAAACAGUACAAGGCGGUGGUCUACAGCAACACCAUCCAGUCCAUCAUCGCCAUCAUCAGAGCCAUGGGCCGCCUCAAGAUCGACUUUGGCGACGCCGCCAGAGCCGACGACGCGCGGCAGCUGUUCGCGCUGGCGGGCUCGGCCGAGGAGGGCUUCAUGACCGCCGAGCUGGCCGGCGUCAUCAAGCGGCUGUGGCGGGACGGCGGCGUCCAGGCCUGCUUCGGACGCUCCCGCGAGUACCAGCUCAACGACUCGGCCGCGUACUACCUGAACGACCUGGAGCGGAUAUCGCAAGGCGCGUACAUCCCCACGCAGCAGGACGUGCUGAGGACCCGCGUCAAGACCACCGGCAUCGUGGAGACGCACUUCACCUUCAAAGAUUUGCACUUCAAGAUGUUCGACGUGGGCGGUCAGCGGUCGGAGCGCAAAAAGUGGAUCCACUGCUUCGAGGGCGUGACUGCCAUCAUCUUCUGCGUGGCGCUCAGCGACUACGACCUGGUGCUGGCCGAGGACGAGGAGAUGAACCGAAUGCACGAGAGCAUGAAGCUCUUCGACAGCAUCUGCAACAACAAGUGGUUCACCGACACGUCCAUUAUCCUCUUCCUCAACAAGAAGGACCUGUUUGAGGAGAAGAUCAAGAAGAGUCCGCUCACCAUCUGCUACCCGGAAUAUGCAGGCUCCAACACGUACGAGGAGGCGGCGGCCUACAUCCAGUGUCAGUUCGAGGACCUGAACAAGCGCAAGGACACCAAGGAGAUCUACACGCACUUCACCUGCGCCACCGACACCAAGAACGUGCAGUUUGUCUUCGACGCCGUCACCGACGUCAUCAUCAAGAACAACCUGAAAGACUGCGGCCUCUUCUGAUGGCCGCGGAUGCGAGCUUCGCUUCCCGCGCCGGGUGGCAUUUUGGUCGGGGGAACGCCGACGGGGCGGAGAGAGGGCGUUCCCGGAUGCCCCCGCCCUCCCGUGCUGUACAGUAACGCCACUUUUAACAGCUUUAUUUAUGUUUUUUCUCUCGGGACGUUUUGAGUCGGACGCUUGUUUUGUAGUCAAAAUGGCCGACUUUUAUUUUUUCUGUUGUUUUUGGACUUUUGGGAGGAGAAAGAUCCGGUCAAGGAAAGUAUCCGAACUUUUACGUCGGAAAAUGGCGACCGACACGUAGCCCCUCCCCCCCCCACGCGCGUUCGUCCACUCGUGACGUUACAAUCACAUCAGGGGGUCUGCUAUUGAAACGCUGUUUAAAAAAAAAAAAAAAAAAAAAAGUCCAUUUUCAAUGGGCACAUUUUCUUGUAUAUUUUACUGGGUUUUUCCGGUCGCGAGGAGCCAUUUUGGUUUAUUUCCCUGUGGACGGGCAAGCACGCAAGAUGGCGGAGGUUCUGCCACGCGAGCUUCGGCAUUGCCCCCCACCCCGACCCCCGCGAGGAGGGAUACAUCACUGCACCUUUGUAGACCCUUAUUUUGAUAAUAAAAAUACAAGAAAACAUUUACACGCAA